AUGUUGACCCUGGUCAGAGCAGCCAGGCAGCAGGUGUGCCAUGCCAUUGGGUUGCGGGCUCAGACGUUUGUUCCCCGCUGUCAGCAAACCGUGCCAUUGCUUAUUCAAGGAUGUCGCUGGAGAGGUGACAAAAGUGAGCUGAAGAGGCGCAUGAAAGCGGAGAAAAAGGCUGCCGAGAAGGAAGCUAAGGUUAAAGACCAGCUGCAGCAGAAUAAGGAGACCAAUGACAAGGCUCAGCAGGAGGCAUAUGCGGCUGAUGAGGAGUCCUUGGACCCCAACCAAUACUUCAAGAUACGCACGCAGGCCGUUCAGGCUCUGAAGGGGACCGCAGAAGACCCCUAUCCUCACAAGUUUCAUGUGGACUUGUCGCUUACUGACUUCAUCGAAAAAUACAACCACCUUCAACCAGGGGACCAGUUAACAGAUGUACUCAGUGUGGCAGGUCGUGUCCAUGCCAAGAGGGCCUCAGGUGCCAAAUUACUCUUCUAUGACCUGCGAGGAGAGGGGGUUAAGCUGCAAGUCAUGGCAAAUUCCAGGAAUUACAAAUCGGAGGAAGACUUUGUUCACAUCAACAAUAAAUUGCGGCGUGGUGACAUUAUCGGUGUCCGUGGUAACCCUGGGAAGACAAAGAAGGGAGAAUUGAGCAUCAUACCAAUUGAGAUGACCCUGCUGUCUCCAUGUCUGCACAUGCUUCCCCACCUCCACUUUGGCCUGAAAGACAAGGAAACACGAUACCGUCAGCGAUACUUGGACUUGAUUCUCAAUGACUUUGUGAGACAGAAGUUUGUGACCCGGUCCAAGAUCAUUACUUACCUGCGCAACUUCUUGGACCAGCUUGGUUUCCUUGAGGUUGAGACUCCAAUGAUGAACUUGAUUCCUGGAGGGGCAGUAGCUCGACCUUUUGUCACCUACCACAAUGAACUUGAUAUGAACCUUUACAUGAGGAUUGCCCCAGAGCUUUACCAUAAGAUGCUGGUGGUUGGAGGAAUGGACCGUGUCUAUGAGAUUGGUCGUCAGUUUCGAAAUGAGGGCAUUGACCUCACCCACAACCCAGAGUUCACCACCUGUGAGUUUUAUAUGGCCUAUGCUGACUAUCAUGACCUGAUGGAAAUCACAGAGAAGCUUCUUUCAGGAAUGGUGAAGCAUAUCACUGGAGGCUACAAGGUGACUUACCACCCUGAUGGACCAGAGGGACAGGCCUAUGAAAUUGACUUCACUCCACCUUUCAGAAGAAUAAGCAUGACUCACGACCUAGAAAAAGAGAUGGGUGUGAAGUUUCCAGCUCCUGAAACCUAUGAUUCUAAUGAAACUCGCAAAUUCUUUGACGAUCUGUGUGUCCAGAAAGGAGUGGAAUGUCCACCUCCCAGAACGACCGCUCGUCUGCUAGAUAAGUUGGUGGGAGACUUUCUGGAGGUGACGUGCAUCAACCCAACAUUCAUUUGUGACCACCCUCAAAUCAUGAGCCCCCUGGCAAAAUGGCACAGAUCACAGAAAGGGCUGACCGAGCGCUUUGAGCUCUUUGUCAUGAAGAAAGAGAUCUGCAACGCCUAUACCGAGUUGAACGACCCAAUCAGGCAACGAGAGCUCUUUGAACAACAGGCUAAGGCCAAGGCAGAAGGUGAUGAUGAGGCUAUGUUCAUAGAUGAAACAUUCUGCAGUGCGUUAGAAUACGGCCUUCCGCCUACUGCAGGCUGGGGCAUGGGUAUCGACCGCCUCACCAUGUUCCUCACAGACUCCAACAACAUCAAGGAGGUCCUUUUCUUCCCUGCCAUGAAGCCUGACGAUAAUAAGCCUGUCCCUCCAGCAGAGGGAACUUCAGUUUAACACUGACCUUCGAUGCCACCUGCUGAGAAAUCAAAGUCAUUCUGAUGAAAUAUAGAGAUGAUUCGUCCAUACAGGGGUUCUCGCUUCCGCCGAGCUGUUCAGGUUACUGUUAAGAUUGGGGUUUAUAUCUGCAACGUAAAAGGCUUUUCACAUUCAGUAAAAAGGGAAUGGUCUCUACAUUUUUCUCUUCAAAUGCACAAAGUUAGGCAGGAACAGUGAACCCUAUUUUACUGUCGCUGUUGCCUGUUGUCUCUUCCUCACAUCAAUUUAUGGGCUGAAGCAAUUAAGCAGAUUCAAAUUCGGCCAUACUUUUGAUGUUAUACUGGUUUUAAUACCUACUGUCCACUCUUUUUUUAAUAGUCCUCACAAUGGUCAUAGAAAUAAACCUGUAAGUGCAUAAUAAACUAUCUAUGGUAUUUUA
Messenger RNA from Colossoma macropomum (tambaqui), 2245 nucleotides. It is a transcript of the gene kars1, whose product is annotated as lysyl-tRNA synthetase 1. Gene Ontology annotation, molecular function: lysine-tRNA ligase activity; ATP binding; tRNA binding. The transcript has 14 exons. Bases 1 to 1824 code for a protein of 607 amino acids. NCBI's taxonomy places the organism in Eukaryota, Metazoa, Chordata, Actinopteri, Characiformes, Serrasalmidae. Gene Ontology annotation, cellular component: mitochondrion; cytoplasm; cytosol. Gene Ontology annotation, biological process: positive regulation of macrophage activation; diadenosine tetraphosphate biosynthetic process; lysyl-tRNA aminoacylation. The record is from RefSeq and is a predicted model, not a curated record.